AACCGCGCCGCGCCCGGUACCGCGCCGCCUCCGGGCUUACGUAACGAUGCUCGGCCUCGUAAGCUGAUGGCCGCGCUCGUCUGGUGGCUGGCGGCUUGCUGCCUGGUGCGCGCCGUCGCCGCCGGCAACCCCGACGCCAAGCGUCUUUACGAUGACCUCCUCUCCAACUACAACAAACUCGUGCGGCCCGUCGUCAACACCACCGACGUCCUUCGCGUCUGUAUAAAGCUCAAACUUAGUCAGCUCAUCGAUGUCAACUUGAAGAAUCAAAUAAUGACAACGAAUCUGUGGGUAGAACAAUCGUGGUACGACUACAAGUUGCGCUGGGAGCCUCGGGAGUACGGCGGCGUGCACAUGCUGCACGUGCCUUCUGACCACAUCUGGCGACCGGACAUCGUGCUCUACAACAAUGCCGACGGCAACUUCGAGGUAACGUUGGCGACCAAGGCAACCAUCUAUCACCAAGGGCUGGUCGAAUGGAAACCGCCCGCUAUUUACAAGUCUUCCUGCGAAAUAGAUGUGGAAUAUUUUCCCUUCGACGAGCAAACAUGUGUUCUUAAGUUCGGUAGCUGGACAUACGAUGGAUUCAAGGUGGACCUGAGGCAUAUGGAUGAGCAGGCUGGCAGUAACGUGGUUUCAGUCGGCGUCGAUCUCUCGGAGUUUUACAUGUCCGUUGAGUGGGACAUACUGGAGGUGCCCGCUGUAAGAAACGAAAAGUUCUACACGUGCUGCGAUGAACCGUAUCUGGACAUCACCUUCAACAUCACAAUGCGGCGGAAGACCCUGUUUUACACCGUGAACAUCAUCAUACCGUGCAUGGGAAUCUCGUUCCUAACUGUACUAACUUUUUAUUUACCGUCAGACAGCGGUGAGAAGGUGACGCUCUCGAUCUCGAUUCUGAUUAGUCUUCACGUGUUCUUCCUGCUGGUCGUUGAGAUCAUACCCCCGACGUCUCUCGUCGUGCCUCUACUCGGGAAAUAUCUGAUUUUCGCUAUGAUUUUAGUUUCUAUAAGUAUAUGUGUGACAGUCGUGGUCCUGAACGUCCACUUCCGGUCACCACAGACUCACAGAAUGGCUCCGUGGGUGAAGCGAGUGUUCAUUCACAUCCUCCCGCGGCUUCUCUUCAUGAAGCGACCACAGUAUAAAUUCGACACAACGAGAUCGCGUUUCACAACAUGCGGCCUGGUGGUACGCUGUGGUGGUGCGGCUCGGCCGCUGUACCCAUACCGGUUAGCUGCGGCCGACGACGACUGCUGCGCGCCCGGCGCCUGGCCACCGCCCGCCGCUCCCGCCCGCCCUCUCACGCGCACUCCCAGCAAAGAAGACCUCACGCACACAACUUACGUGCAGUCUGGGUUGAGCGAAAGCAAUCGAUUUGGGGGUAGCUGCGUAGUACAUGGAUCAAGUGAAGGCGGUGCCCUAGCGGAGGAAGAGGCCCUGAGUCCCGUUCCGGAGCCGCCGCCUGGCUUCAGCCACUCGUCUUGCCCGCCUGAAGUGCACCGCACAUGUUUCUGCGUGCGCUUUAUCGCUGAACACACGAGAAUGUUAGAAGAUUCCACUAAGGUGAAAGAAGAUUGGAAAUACGUGGCAAUGGUGCUCGAUCGUUUAUUUCUGUGGAUAUUUACACUUGCUGUGCUCGUGGGCACGGCGGGUAUCAUACUGCAGGCGCCGACUCUGUACGACGACCGCGUUCCCAUCGACAAGCACUUCAAUCAGAUCGCCACCUCGUCCCUCGUUCGGUGUCCGCCGCCUUCGUAAUAGAACAGGUAUAUUAAACGUACUGUAAUUUGUUUGCAAUACAUAAGACGAUGAAUCAUGUGCUAUUUGCUUAGAGUAUAAUUUAUUCCAUUAAAGUUGAUACCGUAUAUACAUAAAAAGAAAUGUGCAUAAAAGUAUCGUUUAUUUAUUAUUUCGGACGGUAUUAACUAAGAUGGUAUUCAAAAUAUUUCCGAGGAAUUUUUAAGGGAUCAUCCUCCAUAUACGCUAUUCAUUAAAAAUACGCCAGUCAUUUCAGAUUUUCAGUUUGACUGAGUAGUAGACUAUUGUUAAAUUCACAAACAAAUUACAGUAAGUAGCAUAAUGCGGUCGCCGCAGCCUCGGACCUUACGCACACCCGUCCUGCCCGGCACGUGUUCUAUUCCACGACACGUAUUUUACUCUAGGAUAUAUGUAGUAAUUCUCUUCUAUCUUCUAUCUUCUGUAGUACCAUAUUGUCAUAUUUGAUAGAUAAUUAGAAUUGCAUUUUAAUCACAACCUUACAUCAUUUUAAUUUACUUUAUAUGUCCAAAAUCACAUAUGUAGGUAUAAUCAUAUCGAAGCACACUUACUUUACAGUUUAUUUUAAUAAAA
This is a messenger RNA of Melitaea cinxia (Glanville fritillary), 2349 nucleotides long. RefSeq names its product acetylcholine receptor subunit alpha-like (gene nAChRa4). Gene Ontology annotation, biological process: regulation of membrane potential; signal transduction; chemical synaptic transmission. Lineage: Eukaryota; Metazoa; Arthropoda; Insecta; Lepidoptera; Nymphalidae. Gene Ontology annotation, cellular component: postsynaptic membrane; synapse; neuron projection. The coding region runs from base 67 to 1758 and encodes 563 amino acids. The record is from RefSeq and is a predicted model, not a curated record. The transcript is spliced from 10 exons. Gene Ontology annotation, molecular function: acetylcholine-gated monoatomic cation-selective channel activity; transmembrane signaling receptor activity.